Xenopus laevis (African clawed frog) is the source of this 1713-nucleotide messenger RNA. It is a transcript of the gene cd40lg.L, whose product is annotated as CD40 ligand (TNF superfamily, member 5, hyper-IgM syndrome) L homeolog. Gene Ontology annotation, molecular function: CD40 receptor binding; tumor necrosis factor receptor binding; cytokine activity. The coding region runs from base 55 to 894 and encodes 279 amino acids. Gene Ontology annotation, biological process: immune response. The transcript has 6 exons. Gene Ontology annotation, cellular component: cell surface; extracellular region; membrane. Lineage: Eukaryota; Metazoa; Chordata; Amphibia; Anura; Pipidae. The record is from RefSeq and is a predicted model, not a curated record.
CAGCGCAGUUAUUGAUGCUGCAGAGACACCUAACUUAAAGACGUCUCCAAAAAGAUGAUCAACACAUACAAUCAAAGUUCUCCAGCACACAUGUCCCAGCAAGCAUCCUCUUCAGCCAUGAAGACAACCAUGUGGAUUUUAACUCUCUUUAUGCUUGCGCAGAUUAUUGGAACCUCAAUUUUUGGUGUAUAUUUUUACAAGAAGCUGGAUAAGAUUGAAGAGGAAAUGAGUUUCAGUGCUGACUACCAGGUUCUGAGAAGAAUACAGAAAUGCAUGAAGGGGAACAGCAUUGAUCCAACAUUACUGAACUGCAAGGAGGUGCUGGCUAAAUUCCGCCAACUAAUAGCCGAGAUCAUCAAAACAGACACGUCAGGAGAAAAACUUGAAUACCUGAAAGAUACAAGUAACAUUUCCACAAAUGAGGUUCACACUGAAGAGAAGAACAAAAUGCCAAAAGAAGAAUCAGAAAAGCCAGUUAUUGCAGCACAUCUUGUGGGAGAAAAAAGCAGCAACAAAGAAGUGUUGCAAUGGAUGGAAAAGGGUUAUUCAUCGAUGUGCAAGCAGAUUACAUAUACAAAUGGUAAACUGAAGGUGGAAACUGCUGGUAUUUACUAUGUUUACUCUCAAGUCAGUUUUUGCAUGAAUUCAACAAAGCCAUCCCAUGCACCGUUCAUACAAUACAUCUAUUUAAGUAGAUCACAGGAAACAGACAAGUUGUUGCUAAAAGGAGCAAACACGUUUAUCACACCAACACCAGACUGUGCUUUGCACUCAAUACAACAAGGAGCUGUAAUUGCCCUGAAGAAAAAUGAUCUACUAUUUGUUAAUGUGACGGAUUCAUCUCGCAUCAAUUAUAGUCCUGGACUUACAUAUUUUGGCAUGUUUAAACUCUGAGUAACUCAGUUGUAAGACUUACUGAAGAUGAACGCUAAGUAUGUGGUGUGUUAUGUACACCUUCCCAGCACUUCAGUUUAUUACUAUGAUUUUUGCAGAAAUACUUGGAUUUUUGUGGUCAAAGAACGACUCUACAUUGGUAACCCUUCUCUCGUAAAAACAUAAAAUGCCAUAAUAUUUGCUGAACAAUCAGCUCUUUUUCAGCAGUUGACAAAGCCUUACAUGUGAUCAAAAUGUAAUUGUCUUUUGUUCUAGACAAUCGGGGGGCUCAUAUUCUAACUGGGCUAUACUAAGGUGAUGUCAGAAACUAUUGAAGCAAUAAUAUUGUCUAUCCUAUUCGGGUGUGGGAACAUUCUGGGGAAGUGUAUUACACGAUUCUUGGCUUAUGAAGUUACAUUGAUAACGCUGUCAAGAGGAAGAGGAGGUCACUGCAUUCUGUUUGAAGUAUAUUCAUUUUACAAGUAAAAAAUAGCAAGGGUUAGGCUUGCCUGGGGAAAGAUUCAAAUACUGAUGAAAUCCCCAGUUUACCUUUACACAAUUCAGUUCUGCUUAGUUCCACUAUUUUUUCCACUCCUGUUAUUUUUAACUCUCUUCUUCAGGAUGCAGUUUGCACAGAACAUUAAAAAGCCACGAGCCCCGCCUCCCUUUCCCAUAGUCCAACAGUCCUUCAAUUAGUCCAUUAGUUUGUUGGAAAAAUCCAGUGUCCAAAAGUGAGCAUAUUCAAAUCACAUCUUAUGUUGGACCAUAAUUCAAAUGCAGGUAUGGGAUCGGUUAUCCAGAAUACUGGGGACCUGGGUUUUUCCAGAUAAUGGAUCUCUC